Messenger RNA from Ostrinia furnacalis (Asian corn borer), 1213 nucleotides. RefSeq lists its product as uncharacterized. NCBI's taxonomy places the organism in Eukaryota, Metazoa, Arthropoda, Insecta, Lepidoptera, Crambidae. The coding region runs from base 208 to 1059 and encodes 283 amino acids. The record is from RefSeq and is a predicted model, not a curated record. The transcript has 7 exons.
UAGAGUGAGUGAUAAACCAAAUCUGACGUGAAAAAAAUGAGAAAAAAAAGUUGCGUGUGCGUCCAUUUUUAUUCAGCGUGAAUUUAUUUACAAAAUGAAUUAAUUUAUUGUAAAAUACAGAAGAUUCAGUUAAAAUCUGGUCCGGUGGCCAUACUUCAACUUUACCCAUUUAAAAUGAGGUAACAUUGUCCUCAUAUAAGUGAGAAGAUGUUUAAACAACAACUGUCGCCUCGCAGCGUGCACCCGUACCAGACUACCAUGAUACCACGGAGUGAAAUGCAGUUCAUGACUGCUGCACAACAAAGGGCGAAGUAUCCGUGGGCCGAAGAAAAUAACACUGUUUAUCAAGUCCCAGGAACAGAUAGCUCAACUUCUGAUAAUGCUUAUCAUGUACCUCAUUAUUACAAUACCUCAGUGAGAGAUUAUGGGCCACCUUCACCUGUUUACCAAGCUCCUUACACCACAGGAACAUGGCAUAGUUAUAAGAAGAAAGAUAAAAUUAAUCAGCGGCCUCCAACUGAAGCAUACUCAUUCCCUCCUUGUGCCUCGGCCUUUUCACUUCCGCUGUGCGAAGUUGAACCAAGAACUAUGAACCGGUCUCCAAUACCACCAGUGCCAUCAGUCAGCCCUGAAGUGCCAAUCAUUGGAGCUUGUGGUGGACAUUGUCCUGGAUUUGAAUAUGUGUGCUAUUAUAUUUUACAGGUGAUAUUUGUAGUAGGUAUACUAACUGGGAUCUCAUUAUGUAUUGCUGGAAUAGUAUUACGUCGCACAAACCGCAAUGGAGACCUUGGUGUAUUAGUUUAUAUAGGAUGUCUAUCUUCAUGUGUUUGUGGUGUUUUGCUGGGUGUUCAGUGCUGUGUUCGAAGGGAAAUUCGACAAAGAAAGCUCCGGGCGAAUAUGCACAUACCCAUGCAAUCCAUACAGGAGACACCAGCCACUGCUUGCCCAUUGUUAACUUCCACACUACCUCACAAUCAAGUAUACAGAGGUUCAACUAUUGAAAACAUAUUCCAAAAAUAUGGCUUUUGUUCACAGGCCUACUGUAAGUAUUUGUGCUGAAGAAGAAGAGACUGGAGUUCCUUGGUGGCGUCGCUCCAACAGAGACUGAUUAGUUUUAAGUUUAUUUACAGUGACAUUGUAUAUAAAAUGUAACUUUCUCUUAAGAACAAGGACCAUAACAUUUUUUUUAUGAAUAUAACAUAUUUUGCUUAAC